AUAAAUCGUCCUCCAUUCACUUAGGUAGCUCUUCUACAUUUCCUCCUUCUCAUCAUCAGUCCUUUAGCAUAUUUUCUUCUAGAUUCCUCUUGUUAGAAAUUUUUUUUCCUGAUACGAAACUCAAGCUCGUGUUUUCUUCUCUUUGAUCAAACCCAAGUUCUGGGUUUUUCUUUUUGAACUCAAAGUUGAGUUUUUUUGGGUUUAGAAUCCAUUACCCAUCAUAAGAAAUCUAUCUUUUUGUCUUAUAUUUCUGCUGGAGCUGCUAGGUUGGUGUUCUUGAGACUGUCUCAAGCAGCAUCAAGUCGAAGUUUUCUUCUUUUUUUUUGUUUAAAUUUCCAAGUGAGAGGUUUUUUAACAGCAAUAUCUUCAUGCUCAAUCUUUUGUUCUUGAUGUUUGAGAUUCAUGUCUCCAAUUCUCAGUGAAAUCUUUCUUUGUGAGUUUAUGAUCAGUUCCACGUUCAUUCGCAGGACCCAUCUUGUUCAAUCAUUCUCAGUUGUUUUCCUCUACUGGUUUUAUUACGUUUCAUGAUUUUGGCUUUAAUCUACUACUUAGUCUAUAAUCUAUAAAUAAAUUUACUGCUAAUACUAUAUAUCUGCAUUAUUUAUCUUUACAAGGCGUAUUUUAUUUUCAUUUGGGUCCUGCUAUUAUUAUUAUUAUUAUUAUUAUCUCUCUCUUGAUUGAGUCUCUGAGUUAAGAAGAAAUAAAAAAUUUGCUCGAAGUAUCUGCGAUUUCCAUGGCUUCCCCCGGUGGGACAUCUACAGGGUCAUCAACUUUGCUUCAAAACUCAGGGUCUGAUGAGGACUUGCAGGCAUUGAUGGAUGAAAGGAAAAGGAAGAGAAUGAUAUCAAACAGAGAAUCGGCAAGGAGGUCCAGGAUGAAGAAGCAGAAGCAUUUGGAUGAUCUCAUGGCUCAGGUAACUCAGCUGCGGAAACAGAACCAUCAGAUCAUUACAAGGAUAAACAUCACCAUGCAGCAUUACUUGAAUGUUGAGGCUGACAACUAUGAGCUUAGAGCUCAUGCCAAUGAGCUUAGCGACAGAUUAGAGUCUUUGAAUGAGAUCAUCAGUUUCCUGAAUAGCAGCAAUGGUGGUAAUUUUUAUGCUGAUAAUACAAGCCUUGCUUUCACUGAGCCUGCUGACAGCUUCCUUAACCCACUCAAUUUGGCCUACUUGAAUCAGCCUAUCACGGCAUCAGCAGCUAGCAUGUUUCAGUACUAAUCAAAGGGAGGAAAAUAAAAAUGAUUAAGAGAGAGAAGAGUGAUUGUUAAUGUUUACUAGUACUUUUGUUUUGGUUCAGAGUCUUUUAAGAUAUGAUUAUCAUUAGGGAGUGGUGAGUAAUCAGUUUAAAGUGUAGGACAGUUGGAUUGUGCUUAUCGGGUUGUUGGUUUGUAAAUGGGGCUUAAUUAUAGAGAUGUGAUGCAAGCCCUGUUACCGUAAUAUAUAGUUAUAAGCACAGUAUAUGUGAAGUAAGCUUUGUUAUGGCUUAUAGGUCUGUUGUUGUAAAAGCUCUUGUAGUUGGACAUCAGUUCUUCUGUUUGACUGACCUCAUGAAAAUAUAUAAGAGCUUAGAAAUGGUGGCUUUUGCUUAAUUAUGUUUGACAAAUUCCACGCUUUUAUUGAUAAAAAAAUCAAAU
This is a messenger RNA of Durio zibethinus, 1632 nucleotides long. The record is from RefSeq and is a predicted model, not a curated record. Lineage: Eukaryota; Viridiplantae; Streptophyta; Magnoliopsida; Malvales; Malvaceae.